UCGGAACUUUAGACCUUUGGAAGAACAGUCAGGUGCUCUUACCCACUGAGCCAUCUCAUCAGCCCGUGGCCACAGUUUUGAGGGCACUGCCUAGGGGAUUCCAAAGCAAGCCGGUACCCUUGUCCCAGGGCAUUUUACAUAGACCUGAGGUCCUGGGGACAAACAGGCUACCUGUAUAGAGGAGCCACAACUAGCAAGCUACACACUGAAUUGGAUCAGAGUAGCUGCCUUCAGACACACCAGAAGAGGGCGUCAGAUCCCAUUAUGAAUGGUUGUGAGCCACCAUGUGAUUGUUGGGAUUUGAACUCAGGAUCUUACCCGCUGAGCCAUCACUCCAGCCCAGUGUGGGUCUUAUCUAGCUACGGAAGUGCAGUCCAGGAAUCGGAAGACUUUGUCAGAGACUGAUCUAGGAAGCGCAAGGUCUGCGGCCUCUUUAAGAAGGGGGCGGGAACAGCGGCUGGAGGAAGUGAGGUCGCAGGGGCCGCGGAAGCCGGAAGCCGCCGCGGGAGCAACGCGUGGGGAAAUGUCUGCCAGCGGGGCUGUGCAGCCGGGACACCCGGGGGCCGCCGUCGGGCCCUCGCCCGCUGCGGCUGCGUCACCAGCCACCGGGCCUUUGUUCCGGCCCCUCAACGCCGAGGAUGAGGAACAACAGCCUACCGAGAUCGAGUCACUGUGCAUGAACUGUUACCGGAACGGCACGACGCGACUUCUGCUCACCAAGAUUCCAUUCUUUAGAGAAAUCAUCGUGAGCUCCUUUUCCUGCGAGCACUGUGGCUGGAACAACACGGAGAUCCAGUCUGCAGGCAGGAUCCAGGACCAGGGAGUGCGCUACACCUUGACCGUGAGAAGCCAAGAGGACAUGAACAGAGAAGUGGUAAAGACAGACUCUGCCACCACAAGGAUCCCCGAGCUGGAUUUUGAGAUUCCAGCUUUCAGCCAGAAGGGAGCUCUGACCACUGUUGAAGGACUCAUCAGCCGCGCGAUCUCUGGCCUGGAACAGGAUCAGCCCACACGACGGGCAGUAGAAGGUGCCAUCGCAGAAAGAAUUGAUGAGUUCAUUGGCAAACUAAAGGACCUAAAGCAAAUGGCUUCCCCUUUCACACUGAUCAUUGAUGAUCCCUCGGGAAACAGCUUUGUAGAAAACCCACAUGCUCCCCAGAAAGAUAAUGCCUUGGUGAUCACAUACUAUGAGCGAACCCCACAGCAAGCUGAGAUGCUGGGGCUCCAAGCAGAAGCACCAGAGGAGAAGGCGGAAGAGGAAGACCUUAGAAACGAAGUGCUCCAGUUCAACACUAACUGCCCAGAAUGCAAUGCUCCAGCUCAGACCAACAUGAAGCUUGUCCAAAUCCCCCACUUUAAAGAGGUUAUCAUCAUGGCCACCAACUGUGAGAAUUGUGGGCAUCGGACUAAUGAGGUGAAGUCCGGAGGAGCUGUGGAACCUUUGGGUACCAGGAUCACCCUCCACAUCACAGAUCCCUCAGACAUGACCAGAGACCUCCUCAAGUCUGAGACCUGUAGUGUGGAAAUCCCAGAGCUCGAGUUUGAACUGGGAAUGGCUGUACUUGGGGGCAAGUUCACCACUCUAGAAGGACUGCUGAAAGACAUCCGAGAAUUGGUAACCAAGAACCCAUUCACAUUGGGCGACAGCUCUAAUCCUGGCCAGGCAGAGAAACUGCAGGAGUUUAGCCAGAAGGUGGGCCAGAUCAUCGAGGGCAAGAUGAAGGCCCACUUUAUCAUGGAUGACCCAGCAGGAAACAGUUACCUGCAGAAUGUGUAUGCACCUGAAGACGAUCCAGAGAUGAAGGUCGAGCGGUACAAGCGCACCUUUGACCAAAAUGAGGAGCUCGGGCUCAAUGACAUGAAGACAGAGGGCUAUGAGGCGGGCCUGGCCCCACAGCGGUAGCAGUGGCCAGCUCACUGGCCAGCUACAGUGCCACUCACACUGCAGGGUUAUGUUACUGUUGGGAACUGACGAGGAGUGCUCAAGCCCUCGUCCAUGGUGAAGAGGUUACCACUUGAGUUAGAAAUGUAAGCACCCAAGGUUAGCAGCUGACUGACGAAGCAGCUGCAGCCCUACUGUGCUCCUUGACCUUCUUUUGGAGUUUUUAAGUCGGCGUGAGAAGAAUCCCAGAAACACCAGGCGGUCUGCCAUCACCUUUUGCUUGUCAGCUCUCUGACCUCCAGUACUGGACCUUUGAAGUCUGGGGAAGUGAAAUACAAGUUUCUGCUGGCUCUGGGCAUGUGAAGUACUGACUCUUAGCAGGGAAGGAUGAUGGAGGGGCCGAGCAGGUACAGGUGAAGACGCUACAUUAAAGUGAUGGCCUUUAAACGACA
This is a messenger RNA of Mus caroli (Ryukyu mouse), 2334 nucleotides long. It is a transcript of the gene Zpr1, whose product is annotated as ZPR1 zinc finger. Gene Ontology annotation, molecular function: translation initiation factor binding; zinc ion binding. Gene Ontology annotation, biological process: positive regulation of protein import into nucleus; Cajal body organization; axon development. The record is from RefSeq and is a predicted model, not a curated record. Gene Ontology annotation, cellular component: Cajal body; nucleus; axon. NCBI's taxonomy places the organism in Eukaryota, Metazoa, Chordata, Mammalia, Rodentia, Muridae.